Ilyonectria robusta is the source of this 1941-nucleotide messenger RNA. RefSeq lists its product as uncharacterized. NCBI's taxonomy places the organism in Eukaryota, Fungi, Ascomycota, Sordariomycetes, Hypocreales, Nectriaceae. Gene Ontology annotation, molecular function: four-way junction helicase activity; 3'-5' DNA helicase activity. Bases 1 to 1941 code for a protein of 646 amino acids. Gene Ontology annotation, biological process: double-strand break repair via homologous recombination. The transcript has 4 exons. Gene Ontology annotation, cellular component: cytoplasm; chromosome. The record is from RefSeq and is a predicted model, not a curated record.
AUGACCCGGCCGAUACUUCUCAAAGCAGCGCAGCCGCCCGUAUCUAAGGCGGCUGAAGGGCGGUUGUGGAACGAGGAGGAGGCCAAGGCAAACCGGCGGCAGCGGCAGCUCUCCGCGAGCUUCUCCCGGGUCAUGACCAAGUGCAGGGAGCGAUUAGACGGCGUGCCAGACGAAACGCUUGAAUGGCUGGCCAGCAUCGAUCCAACCAAGGCAAAUACGGACCCGUUUGGCGAGAAACUAAUCAAAUACACGGCCACACAGAGCUUUACUGCCAGCACACCAGUAGCCGUAUUAACAGUAGCUACACUAACAGCAUUAUCUGCACCAACCACUAUCACCAUUGCGUCUAAAAACCUAAUCCGAACUGCCCAAGCUCUUGCCCGGACAGAAGAGAUCGGUAAUAUAGAUCAAGUCAUCCGGAUUAUCCAGCCGUAUCAGAUCUUGCUUUGCCAGGAAUGCCCCGGCGGUGCGGUCGGCAUCCGACCCGACGCUUGCGCAGUCGAAUCUCAUUUCCGCAAGCAGCACAAGUUCCGGAGAAAGCCACUGGAGCAAGUGCUCGGCUUCGUUGCAUCACACGCGGCAAAACACCCACUCAAUGACCCGCACACGGCCGAGCUCCCCAACGAUCACAGCAUUCCCAUUGAGGGGCUCCCAGUCUUAGCAGGGUUCAGGUGUAUGGAACCACAGUGUCGGUUCUUGACGACCAAUAAGAAGAAGAUGCUCGCGCAUCCAGCUAAGGCUGGCCACCAGCUACGAGGAGGUGUUAGUGGGGGUGGGAGUAGGGCAGGCUGGGAACUAGUGACUCUGCAGUCGUUCUGCCGGGGCCGAUAUGCAAGGUACUGGAUUGUGGACGACAGCAACGGCAGCGAAAGCAACAAAAGCAGCGACACGGCAGCAUCUACGCUACAGAGCCAAUUAUUGACACAACAAGGCCACCGCACCGGCCGCAGUGCAGUAUUGCAGAUGGUCCAGGGCUGCGAGGUAGAGAUCAAGAGGCUCGUGACGGCAUGGACAGUGGGCAACAAGCUGGCGGCGGGGGAGAAGGGCAUCAUAUACUGCACCAGCCACGCCAAGUGCAGGGCGCUGGCUCAGCAGCUGCAGUGCCACUACUACCACGGGAUGCGCGAGGACAGUGAUGCUCACUUUGCUGCCCAGCGCAGUGCCGGCUUCCGGGCCUGGGCCGAGGGCACGAUGCUGUACAUUGUAGCUACGGCGGCGCUGGGGACGGGCAUUGACAUCCCGGGUAUCACGCAUGUGAUCCACCUCGAGGCGCCGCACAGCAUCAUCGACUACGCUCAGGAGGCCGGGCGGGCCGGGCGGGCCGGGGAGCGCGUUACGGCCGAGAUCAUCAUCGAGGACAAGGACUGGCCAGUCGAGGACCCAUCCAAGGACGGCUGCCUCGAGCUGAAAGUGCGCGAAGUGAACAGCCUGAUCCGGACGCAGGGCUGCCGGCGCCGCAUCCUCGGGCAGUGCCUGGACGGCGAUGUGCGGGACUGCAAAGGGAUCGGCGCCGCGGCUCUGUGUGACAACUGCGAGGCGGCCGAGCUGGUUUGGAAGAGCGAGCUGUCCUCGCAGGGCAUCGUGAUGAUGCAGGCCCGCGGCAGGAUCAUUUCCCGCGCCAUGCAACAGAUGCAGGCGGCGCUGGAGGAGGUCGAGGAGCUGGGCGGCAAGCUGAGGCUGCCGGAUAUGCUGGAUGUUCGACGGGGCCAAGGAGGCACGGCAUCAGUGGACGGCAAGCUCUGCGAGGACGGGUAUCAGAGCGGCGGCGCCACAUGCCGAUGGAAACACGUAGUGAUUCCGUUGGCCUAUGCGGCUACAACCGAGCCAGCUCUAUGGAGCCGCAUCCAGGGGCUCGCAGGGCGUACCUUUAAGGGGCUGGAUGAUUAUGCAAGCUGGCUUGGGCGGAAGCAUCUGAAGCUGGUUUAUAGAGCAGAGAUAUAG